AUGGCCGUGGUCGGCGAAAGCUCUUCAGCUUUGGCUAAGUCACCGGAAGACAAGCCGGUGAUCGUUAGGGUUAAACGCAAAGCAUUACAGUCUCCACUUGACGCUUUCUGGCUGGAAAUCAAUGAGAGGCCGCAGAAGCGUCCGUUACUGGAUUUUGAGAACCUUUCAAUGUCUGAUUUAACUGCGAAGGCAGAGGAAUUGAAGACCAAGAAGGUUUUCGUGCAGCAUGUAGAGACAGUAAGCAGCUUUCACACCACUGUUGAUGUUGUGAAAUCAUUCGUGGACCUAAAUUCCAAUGAUGUGUGCGAUCGUAAAACAAGGAAUGAAGAACGCAAACAUACUUUUAAAAAGGAGAAUCAGAAACAAGAUCAGAUUUUGUCUAAAGCUAGACAGAAACAGGAGGUUGUUGCGAAAAAUGCACGUUUUGAACAAAUAUGGAGGAGCAGAAAGGGAAACAAAGAAACAUCACAUGAGAAAUUACAUGAAAUGUGUCAUUUCUAUGAUGUUGUUCGCGUUGACGUUGAGGAAAGAUCUAAUGAGUUGCAACAGGAGGAUGAGAUAUCUUUGGAGGACCAGAGGAUGUUAAAUAGUUACUUGCCUCUACUGAGAGAGUUCAUUCCAAGUGCUGCUUCGGAGAUUGAAUCAGAUUUAUCUGCUAACAGCUCCAAACAAGCAUCCGAAGAUGGGUAUGUAUAUGACUUGUAUGCUGUGAAGGAGGAAAUGGAUAUAGAUACUGAAGAUUCUUCAAAGCCAUUUCCCUUGGUACAAGUUGAUGACGAGGAUUUAUAUGACGGGCCUGAUGAAUCAGAAUAUGAUACUGAUGAUUCUAAUGCUGAAAACAACCCGCUCAAUGAUUAUCCAGAAGAGAUAUCUGAAGAGGAAUCAGAGAGUGACACCUCCGAUGAUGAAUCAGAAGAAAAUGAGAGUUCUAGUGAAAAAUCUUCGGAACCGAAGGGUUUAGAAGACAAUGACCUUUUAGAAGAUGAUAUGUAUGCUGAGAAUGAUGAUGGUGAUGACUUUGAUUAUGAUGUUGAUCAGAGUGAUGAUGGUGAAGAUCGGAGAUGGUCUUAUAGGUGA
Prunus armeniaca (apricot) is the source of this 1077-nucleotide messenger RNA. NCBI's taxonomy places the organism in Eukaryota, Viridiplantae, Streptophyta, Magnoliopsida, Rosales, Rosaceae. The record is from the annotation of a GenBank genome assembly.